AUGGUUGCGGCGGCGGCGGUUUUGGAGGAGGCGAUGCGACGGGGUGCCGGGAGCGUCGGGGACGACGACGUGGCCGCGCGCAGGGCGGAGGAGGCCGCAAUAAGAAGGCAUGAAGCAGCCAGUUGGUUGCGAAAAACGGUUGGGGUAGUGUGUGCAAGGGACCUGCCAGAAGAGCCCUCUGAGGAGGAAUUACAGCUUGGACUGAGAAAUGGCAUUGUCCUCUGCAACGCACUGAAUAAGGUCCAGCCAGACGCCAUACCCAAGAUUGUUGGGGUCCCGUCAGAUACUGCUGUUCCUGCAGAUGGCUCAGCUUUGUGUGCCUAUCAGUACUUUGAAAAUCUGCGAAACUUCCUUGUCGUUAUACAAGAUUUUGGCCUCCCAACAUUUGAGGUGUCUGAUUUGGAGAAGGGUGGCAAAAGUGUUCGAAUCGUGGACUGUAUUCUUGCUCUGAAGUCAUUCAGUGAAAGUAAGAAAACAGGGAGGCAAGCUGCAUGUAAAUAUGGUGGCAUUUCGAAGCCUUUGGCUUCUGGAAAAUAUUUCAUACUUAAGAAUUCUGAUGCUUUUAUGAAUAAGAAUGCGAGAAUCCAUUCAGAAGAGGCUACCCAGAAUGGUUUUCCAGGAGAGCAAAAGUUAUUUCCUGAUUGUUCUCCAGAAUCCUAUGAGACUACUUCAGACUCCCUUAGCACGGUUGUCCGCACAAUUCUCUUAGAUAAGAAACCAGAAGAAAUCCCAUUGAUUGUUGAAACACUACUAAGCAAAGUUAUUCAGGAAUACGAACAUCGCUUUGCAAAUCAGAACUUGAUGGAUGAAGAGAAGCAAAAUAUCUUGACUACAAAGGAGGAGGUCAAUUUUGCAGUAAAUGGUAGUAAUGCAGCUCAAAAGUUCCAACUAAAGGAAGAAAUAAAUUUUGAUCUACAGCACAAACAGAUCAAGGAGUUGAGAGGUACUGUUUCUUCUAUCAAGUCUGGCAUGGAACAACUGAAAUGGCACUACUCUGAGGAGUUCACUAAACUUGGGAAGCAUUUGUACACUCUAUCCGAUGCUGCUUCUGGAUACCAUAAAGUUCUUGAGGAAAAUCGCAAGUUAUACAACCAGAUACAGGAUCUUAAAGGAAAUAUUAGAGUUUAUUGUCGAGUCAGGCCUUUCCUUCCUGGGCAAAUAAGUUCCUUAAGCAGUGUUGCUGGAAUGGAAGAAAGAACCAUUACAAUAAUGACUCCUACAAAAUAUGGAAAAGAUGGAAGCAAAUCUUUCACUUUCAACAAAGUCUUUGGUCCAGCAGCCACUCAAGAUGAGAGUGGACCUAAAGUUUUAACAGAGGAAAGCCUAGGUGUCAACUAUAGAGCAUUAAAUGACUUAUUUAAUCUCCAAGCACAGAGAAAGGGGACAAUAGAUUAUGAUAUUUCUGUACAGAUGAUCGAGAUAUACAAUGAGCAAAAAGGACUUGCAGUUCCAGAUGCAAGCAUGGUUCCUGUCACAUCUACGUCUGAUGUUGUUGAACUGAUGAAUCAAGGCCAAAAGAAUCGUGCAGUGGGUUCAACAGCCAUAAAUGACCGCAGUAGCCGCUCCCACAGUUGUUUGACUGUUCAUAUGCAAGGAAGAGAUUUGACAUCUGGGACAGUUUUAAGAGGUUGCAUGCAUCUGGUGGAUCUAGCAGGCAGUGAAAGGGUUGAUAAGUCUGAGGUUGUUGGAGAUAGACUAAAGGAGGCUCAGUACAUAAACAAGUCACUUUCAGCACUGGGAGAUGUGAUUGCAUCCCUUUCCCAAAAGAACACACAUGUACCUUACCGAAACAGCAAGCUCACCCAGCUCUUGCAAGAUUCACUAGGAGGACAAGCAAAAACGCUUAUGUUUGUUCACAUAAGCCCAGAACUUGACGCUGUUGGUGAGACGAUAAGCACCUUGAAAUUUGCUGAACGUGUUGCCUCUGUUGAGCUUGGUGCAGCAAAACCAAAUAAAGAAGGCAGCGAGAUUAGAGAGCUCAAAGAACAGAUUGCUUUCCUCAAGGCUGCAUUGGCUAAGAAGGAAGGAGAACCGGAGAACAUUCUAAGCACACAGUCAAGCCCAAGCAUAUACAGAAUUAGAAAAGGCAAUGCAACACCUGCAGCUCCAAUGGAAGAAGUUGGGAACCUAGAGGUCCAGAAUGUCUUCACUCCAGCUCAAAAGAGGUCAAAAAUGCAUUUGUCUGGCAUCCUCACUGAGAACAACUCGUCUAACUCAGUUCAGAAUUGCAAUGGUCCUCAGAAGGAAAUAGGAUUAGGGGGUUGGGUUGACAAGAUGGCUCUUGGAGACAACCACUUUGAGAAUUCUAAUUCCAUCCUAGAGUUGGAGCCUGACACAGCACAGCUUCCAACUUCUUUCUAUCAAAUAUACAGUCCUGUGCAACAAAGCUGUAGGACUGAAUCAGUACCAUCGGUGGGUCUACACGGCUUUGAUUCUGCUACUAGCUGUUCCAACCAAGAGAUUGGGAUGUCAACCAUGGGACUAAAAGCUUCUGGUAUUGCCAAUAGAGGCGCCUCAACUAUAAAGCCUGAAGCUACAUCAAUGAGGAGUACAAAUCUGGCAAGCAAGUCUCCACUGUCGCAGAAAAAACUGCAAACACCAACCAGGAACAGGAACCAGCUAACUUUAAGCAGCAUAGGUGGAAGAAGAACACCAAAUGGAAAAAUUGGCAUUGCAAAGUAA
This is a messenger RNA of Miscanthus lutarioriparius, 2682 nucleotides long. Lineage: Eukaryota; Viridiplantae; Streptophyta; Magnoliopsida; Poales; Poaceae. The record is from the annotation of a GenBank genome assembly.